Racocetra fulgida is the source of this 211-nucleotide messenger RNA. The record is from the annotation of a GenBank genome assembly. Lineage: Eukaryota; Fungi; Glomeromycota; Glomeromycetes; Diversisporales; Gigasporaceae.
UACUCUACGAGCCACAAAAUGCAGUUUACCAGAUCAAAUCGCCAUCGCCCGGGAGCAAGUGCAACAAAAGCAUGAUGAAAUUACGAGUAUUCAUCAAACAGAUAAUGGUGUGAAACGUCAAAAGAAGAUGAAAGAAAAAAUUAUUUACACAUUCAUUCAGAUGGUUGGUAUUGCAAGAUGUAUCGAAGACUUAACCGUUAGAGAAUUUUAA